AUGCUAAUGGUUUGUUUUUUUCAUAUUGAUGGCAUGGUGUCUUUAAAGGCUGUUGAAGUCACUGGAGAAGUGAAUUCAUGGGCUGAGAAGGAGACUAAUGGUCUUAUCAAAGAAGUUUUUUCUGGUGGAUCAGUCGAUGCUUCAACCAGGCUCAUAUUUGCCAAUGCUCUCUACUUCAAGGGAGCUUGGAGUGAAAAAUUUGAUGCAUCAAAAACUAAAGACCAUGAUUUUCAACUUCUGAAUGGAAGCUCAGUUAAAGUGCCCUUCAUGACCAGCAAGAAGAAGCAGAUGGUCGGAGCAUAUGAUGAUUUCAAAGUCCUAAGGCUGCCAUAUAAACAAGGAGCAGAUAAUCGCAGUUUCUCCAUGUACUUCUUUCUCCCAAAUGCAAAAAACAGUCUGCCAGCUUUGGUAGAAAAAGUGAGUUCUGAAUCAAGAUUCUUGGAACGGCAUGUUCCAUUCCAACCUGUAGAAGUGGGUGACUUCAUGAUCCCAAGGUUCAAAAUUUCCUUUGGAUUUGAAGCUUCCAAAGUUCUCAAGGGACUAGGACUUGUGCUGCCUUUCUCUGAUGAAGGAGGCUUGACAGAGAUGGUGAAUUCACCUCUAGAUCAGAAACUGGAUGUUUCAAGCAUAUUCCACAAGUCUGUCAUAGAGGUUAAUGAGGAAGGCACAGAGGCAGCAGCUGCUUCUGCUGCUGUUAUAAAGCUCAGGGGAUUGCUUAAUGAGGAUAAGAUAGACUUUGUGGCUGACCACCCAUUCUUGUUCCUCAUCAGAGAAGAUGCAACUGGAGUCGUGCUGUUCAUUGGACAAGUGCUCAAUCCCCUUAAAGACUGAAACCUGCACAGAAGAUUGAAUAAUUUCUGGUUGAUAUUAGUGUAUUUUGAGUGUGGAUCUCUGGCCCCUUUUGGUCAGUUAUGAUUUCCUGGAGUCUCUUUCCUCCCUUAAUGCCCCUGUAAAAAUAAAAUCUAUUAUUAGUUAGCAGUAGACAUAGUUAUGAUCUUGCGGAAUAUGGACUCUAGCUUUUUACUAGUUGAUCCAUAUCAUCUUAUUCCCAAAGUUCUCUUUGUUGUCCCUCUGCCUUUCUAAAUUCUUGUCGAUGCAAACUCUGGUGAUGUGAGCUUACUAUAGCAGACAGAAUGAGCAAAUAU
Molecule: messenger RNA, 1145 nt
Organism: Rubroshorea leprosula
Lineage: Eukaryota; Viridiplantae; Streptophyta; Magnoliopsida; Malvales; Dipterocarpaceae
Source: the annotation of a GenBank genome assembly